Messenger RNA from Cololabis saira (Pacific saury), 1612 nucleotides. RefSeq names its product homeobox protein HMX1-like. Gene Ontology annotation, molecular function: RNA polymerase II transcription regulatory region sequence-specific DNA binding; DNA-binding transcription factor activity, RNA polymerase II-specific. The coding region runs from base 329 to 1201 and encodes 290 amino acids. The record is from RefSeq and is a predicted model, not a curated record. The transcript is spliced from 3 exons. Lineage: Eukaryota; Metazoa; Chordata; Actinopteri; Beloniformes; Belonidae. Gene Ontology annotation, biological process: negative regulation of DNA-templated transcription; regulation of transcription by RNA polymerase II. Gene Ontology annotation, cellular component: nucleus.
GGCAGACUAUCACACGGCUCUGAGGAACAACCCAGUGCCGAGCCUUUUUUUUUUUAUUCUCCUGGAGUAAAUCCUCUUUGCCUUGUGCCCUCAGCUCAACCCCAAGACGAAUUUUCUGUCCGGAUCUCUUAAAACUGCGCAGGCACAGGCCGUCCUCUUUACGGAGCGCGUCGGGAUGAUUUACGCGGAGCAGGAGGCAACACUGUCAGGGAAUUAUGAAGCAUUCCACGGAAUGAUUCUAUAAUAUCCACCUACUGGGGGGAAUUUAAAUUUAAAAAAGGGUGUAAAAACCGGCUGGAAGGGGGAUAAUAAUAAAAAAAAAGUCAAGAUGCUGGACGAUAAAGCGCCCAGAUCGAAGCUCGGCGCUCCGUCGAGAGGCUCGUCGUUUUACAUCGAGAAUUUGCUGGGCACUGCGGGCGGUGAUUCCUCAGCUGAAGAGCGGCCGGACACUCCCGGCUCCAGGGUCGGUGCCCGCACCCUAGUGUGUCCGGGGAUAGAGACGAGAACGCGGAGGGAAGGAGAGGAGCCGCACCGGCGCGCAACGUUUCCAAACACAGUACGCGGGAGCUCCGAAAGUCUUCUACAGAAGCACAGCAACUCGGAUGAACAGCCCGACCCUGCGCCAAUAACCAGUGAACUUGUUUCCAAUGAUUUGAAAGUGAGGGAGAAGGAGGACGCGGAGGACAAGGGGGACGAUGGACUGCUGGACGACAGGGAGGAGGAGGACGCUCCCUCCUCCUGCGUCUCUGGGGAGGACAGCAGUGACACUGGUGAUCUGAAAGUGGUGCGGAAGAAGAAGACGCGCACCGUGUUCAGCCGGAGCCAGGUGUUCCAGCUGGAGUCCACCUUCGACCUGAAGCGCUACCUGAGCAGCUCGGAGCGGGCCGGCCUGGCCGCCUCGCUGCAGCUCACCGAGACCCAGGUCAAGAUCUGGUUCCAGAACCGCAGGAACAAGUGGAAGCGGCAGAUCACGGCCGACAUGGAGGCGGGCAGCCCCCUCAUCCCGUUCGCCGCGGCGCACCGCGUCGUCCGGGUUCCCGUGCUGUAUCGCGAGAGCGCCGGCACACCUGUGGGCCUGUCCGGCCUGGCCCACGUGUCUCCCCCGGUGCUCGGGGUCUCAGACGGGGUCAACUACCCAUUGACUGGCCGCUUCCCCCAUCCAGUGACGUUCCUCACGCCUCAGAUGUCAGGACUGGUGUGAAUCUGAAUGGGCGUGGAGGCGGCGACGAGACCACGGCGGUCCACGUGUGGCUCAAACUAAUCUACUAAAGAUACUGCAAUAUGUUCAUUUUAGUGUUAAGACUUUUCCAAAGCAGUUCCAAAAAAACAAGUCAGACUGUAUUUAAUGCUUCUUUUGGAUGUUUGAUAAACACAGACCUACGGUGGCCGAGACCCACUAUUGCUGAAAAAAAAAGUAACGCUGCAAACAGAAACAAACGCCGCUGCAAAUAAAAUAAACGCUACAAACAAAUAGAAACGCCGCUGCAAAUAAAAGUAAUGCUGCAAACAGAAACAAACGCUGCUGCAAAUAAAAGAAACGCUACAAACAAAUAGAAACGCCGCUGCAAAUAAAAGAAACGCUGAAAAUAUAAAGAAACCCCGCUCCAAAUAA